GGAACUUAAUUUUUUACACUAACAUGGAUGCAGAACAAAGGAAGCGAAUUACUUCGAAUAUAACAUUUCUGAAAGAACGUUUGGGAUAUCUGGAUCCCAUUCUUGAUCGUCUUGUUGAGAAAAAUGUUUUGACAAUGGAACAAAGAGAAAGGAUUGAAAAGGUCCAGCCGCCAACACCACAUAAAAAAUUCAACGAGUUCAUACAGUUUCUGUUGGCUUCUCCGGGACCCGGAACGUUUCCGGCAUUUAUCGCGUCCUUAGAAGAGGAGCGGUUCUUCAACAUCGUGGAAAAACUACAAAAAGAUGUUCCUGGAAGGAAAACAACUGUAGCACGUGACUCCUACGUCAGACCCCAGACUAGCGUCUCCCGUCCUACAACAGCCGUACUAACGCAACAGACCACUGAAACAAAUAGUGCGGUUCCAGAAAAAGUUUCGAGAUCGAAGACCACGAUAUACAGACAACCAGCAUACCAUCUUGUUGACGAUGACUCGGAUACGAUCCAGUCUGAAUCACCAGCUCCACAGAGCCCUUCUCCAAUCAGUCGACCAAAGACAUCAACAAAUCACGAUCCUCAUUAUGGAGGCGCAAAAAUCGCAGACAGGGUAACUGUUGCCGUGGGACACAUGUUUGCAGAGUUCAGUGGUAAACUGACCAAUGAUCUUUUAGACGGGUUCGAGAGGAGACGCCACGAGGAAAGGAUCGACUUAGAAAUUCGAAUCGAGAAGAAAAUUGAUCACGUCAUCGACAAACGUGUCGACGAAAAACUGGCAACAUUCAAGCAAGAAUGGGAGCAAGAAAAAGCAAACUAUUUACAAGGAAAUCAGAAGGCUUUGAAUGCUCUCUCUGAAAGUAUUGAAAGUCUACAGGCAUACCAAGAGGAAUACCUCCAGCUGAAGCAAAAAUACGAGCAGCUACAACAUACCCACUCUCAGAUGCGCGAGAAAGAAAACGAGAGAUGGCAAAAGUUGUCCGUCUUGAAUAAAGAUAACAACACAUUGAAGAACGAGGGAGAAGUCUUACGUGGACAGAUAAUUGAGCUCAGAGAUCGGGUACAGGAACUGGAGAGUGACAACAGAGUCCUCAAGGACAACGAGAUCCAGGAUCAAUGCAAGAUCAACCAACUGGUGGCGGACAAAGAGGACCUUCUGGCCGAGCUGGAGAGAACCGAGCGCGAGAAGAUGGAUCUUAAGAUGCGAGUGGACACUCUCUCCCGUGAGAUCGAGAAAUUAUUGAACAGCCAACAGGAGCGUGCCAGUCAAGAGGACAAAGCAUACCAAGACGCUCUGCGUAAACAAAAUGACCGACUGGAUGAACUGUACAAGGUCGUUCAAGCUCUUUCCGAUCGGGAUCGGCAAACCAGAAAUCUGUUUAUCGGUGGUUCCACAAUGUCGAAGGCGAUCAGAACUUCUGCUAGACCAAACAAAUAAAAACGGUUAAAUAAGUUCGGGACUCCGCGUGGAAAGUGUAAAAAGAAGCCACUAUCGUCAUUUGUUUGGAUAAAUACCAUAAAGAGAAUUUAAUAUUUUAUGUAUUAAAAUAGAAUUUUUGAAAUGGCGUUGUUGAAUAAGUAGCAACAUUGAGAACUGCAUGCUAA
Saccostrea echinata is the source of this 1597-nucleotide messenger RNA. RefSeq names its product myosin-2-like. NCBI's taxonomy places the organism in Eukaryota, Metazoa, Mollusca, Bivalvia, Ostreida, Ostreidae. Gene Ontology annotation, biological process: regulation of apoptotic process. Bases 24 to 1430 code for a protein of 468 amino acids. The transcript is spliced from 3 exons. The record is from RefSeq and is a predicted model, not a curated record.